This is a messenger RNA of Entelurus aequoreus (snake pipefish), 2900 nucleotides long. RefSeq lists its product as uncharacterized. The transcript is spliced from 2 exons. NCBI's taxonomy places the organism in Eukaryota, Metazoa, Chordata, Actinopteri, Syngnathiformes, Syngnathidae. The coding region runs from base 396 to 2891 and encodes 831 amino acids. Gene Ontology annotation, biological process: DNA integration. Gene Ontology annotation, molecular function: nucleic acid binding; RNA-DNA hybrid ribonuclease activity. The record is from RefSeq and is a predicted model, not a curated record.
UUUACAUCCCACUUGGAGGAACAUCUGGUCAAACGCAACAAUUUGGGGGCUUCGUCCGAGAUGACACGCUGACAAUUGGACCUUCUCUUGCAAUCUUCUGGACAGACUCACAUGGCCAAAACAUAAUUCAAGGUCAAAAGCUGCAGUACUCCCGCCUCCCACAAGGUUGGAAACUGUCGCCUGGCCUUUUCAACCAGCAAUUACGAGACGAUCUGGCCUCAGUGGAGCUUCCUGACGACACAUUUGUUGUCCAGUAUGUAGAUGACAUACUCAUCGCUGCUCCUUCUCCUACCUCAUGCCUGGCGGCCACCCUAGCUGUUCUUCAGCGUCUGGCCUCAACGGGAUACAAGGUCUCUCGUAAGAAAUUGCAGGUUGCCCGUUCCCUUGUUCAUUUCAUGGGGCGGGAGAUCUCCUCAACGGGGGUCUCCCUGUCCUCUGACCAUCGCCAGUCUAUCCUAUGUCAUCCUAAACCUUCUUCUGUCAAACAAUUACAGUCCUUCCUUGGAUUGGCUGGUUUCAGCCGCUCCUACAUUCCUUGUUUUUCCUUGAAAACAGCUCCUCUUCGUGCCCUCCUCCGCACUGCUGGAGUCCGCAACUCAAAUGCUGCCCUCCAGUGGACGGUUGAGGCCGAACAAGCUUUCAUUGACCUCAAGCAACAUUUGUCUUCUGCUUCUGCCCUUGCAGUACCAGACUACAAACUACCCUUCUACUUAGAUGUUUCUGAGAGUGAAGGUACUGCUAACGCUGUCCUUUUUCAGAAACCUGAAGGGGGAGGUAUAGGGGGAACGCGUUGCGUUUUAACCUACACCAGCAUUCUGCUUGACCUAUCUGAACUUCGACAUCACACAUGCUCGCAACAUGCUUCCACUUUGGCAAAACUGAUUGACAAAACGGCACACAUUGUCAUGGGACACCCACUUACAGUACUGACAAACCACACUGUCAUUGCAUAUGUAUCAUCACAUUUGUUUACCAUGACGCCACUCAAACAACGCAGACUCAUGAAAAUUUUGCAACAACCUCACAUAACUUUUACACACGAAGGAAUCAACAUGGCUGAUAACAUAAAUAGUGGAGAACUACAUCACUGUGAGGAGAGAGUUGCUUUGACUGAAAAGAUAAGACCAGACCUGUUGACCACACCCAUCCCAGGCUCCCACUGGCUGUUCACGGACGGCUGUUGUUUCAGACAUCCUCUAAAGGGAUUGCAGGCAGCUUGGUCAGUGGUACAGCAGUCCAGCUCAGGAGAAUGGGAGACCUUGGCCACCCAGACACUUGACGAACAGCUGUCGGCACAAAGAGCUGAACUUGUGGCUUUGACAGAAGCCCUAAAGCAAGGAAAAGACUACGAAGUGACUAUCUUUACAGACUCGGCUUAUGCCUUCAUGUCAGCUGUCAUUGACCUUCCUAAAUGGAAGAGAAAUGGCUUCCUGACUGCUGAAGGACAUCCGAUUAAAUACAAGACAGAAAUGGAAGCACUGGAAACAGCGCUGCUCCUACCUAAAAGGAUAGCUAUUGUCAAGUGCAAGGGACACAGUAAGGAAAAAGGGACAGUAACUGAUGGUAACAACUUUGCUGACUCCGUAGCUAAGCAAACUGCUGGCUAUGACAAGACUGGAAUUAUCAUGACUGCCACUGCCUGCCAGACAGAACUCCUACCUGCCCUGUCUGAUAAUGAAAUCAGAAAACAUCAGGAGCAGGCCUCACCACAAGAGAAAACUUUGUGGCUGAGAAGAGGCGCUAGACAAGACCCGACAGGUCUUUGGCGAGGGCCAAAUGGUCACCUGGCCUGGCCCCCAGGAAUUAGACAAAAAAUGCUCCGAUGGGCCCACGGUCCCGGACAUGUGGGGGCAAAGCAAACAAAAGCGAACUUGUCACUAUGGUGGCACCCCUAUUUGGAGAACAUUGUGGACAACCACGUCAGAUACUGCGAUAUCUGCCAGGACUUUAACCCCAGACCAACACUGAAACCAGAAAUGGGGACUUUCCCCAUUCCGGCACAAAAUGGUGAAGAAUGGACGAUCGAUUACACUGACAUGAUCAAUCCGGUACAAGGGAAAAGGUACUUGCUAACUUGCGUUGACAAUUACAGUGGAUGGCCGGAAGCAACUCCAACCUCAAAAGAGGAUGCAAAAUCAGUAAUUAAAUGGCUUGUUAAUGACCUAAUUCCCCGACAUGGUUUCCCCAAAAAGAUUAGGUCAGACAACGGCACCCAUUUCAAAAAUACUCACCUAGCCUUGGUCGAAAAGGCUCUCGGACUAGAACACAGGUUUGGUUCGGUGUACCAUCCUCAGUCCCAAGGUAAGGUCGAGAGAAUGAACCAAAACAUCAAGACAAAAUUGGCAAAAAUCUGUGCACAGACCAAAUUGAAGUGGGUUGACGCGUUACCAUUGGCUUUAAUGACCAUCCGAAUGUCCAUGAACAAAACUGGUUUUUCACCCUAUGAACUGCAUUCAGGUCAGCCCUUCCCAGGACCAGCUGCCUCCCUGGAAGGAAGAAUCAGCGUAAAACCAAAAUGGUACUUUGAACAAAUUCAGAAUUUGUGUAAUAAUUUCUCUGCACAGAUUCGUGGACAACAAUCCACUCCUCCAGGGACCCUCCCUCCCGUAGAGUGGGUCAAGCUCAAAGUCAUCAAACGCAAGUGGACGGAGCCCAGGUGGACUGGUCCCUUCAAGGUCGUGGAACGGACGUCUCACGCCCUUCGACUAGCUGGUAAAGGGGACACCUGGUACCACCUCUCCCUCUGCACUCCUGCUGAAGAACCUGACAGAUCACCAGCGGAUGUCAUUGCUGACAUAGCCACAUCAUCUGCCCCACUCGACCCCCUAGCAGUGCCUUUUCAGCCUGAGGCAGCUGAAGAAGAACGGGAGCAGAAAACGACUCAUUUUUAGUGUGUGUGU